GCACUUGGUUCAUCUUGGCCCACCAUGAAGUUCCUCCUACUUUGUGCCUACAUGUUGCUGCUUAGGAUUUCCCAGCUGAGGGCAGUCAGCUUUCCUGAAGACGAUGAACCUCUUAACACCGUUGACUAUCACUAUUCAAGGCAAUAUCCGGUUUUUAGAGGACGCCCUUCAGGCAAUGAAUCACAGCACAGGCUGGACUUCCAGCUGAUGUUGAAAAUUCGAGACACACUUUAUAUUGCUGGCAGGGAUCAAGUUUAUACAGUGAACUUAAGUGAAAUCCCCAAAACAGAAGUAAUACCAAGCAAGAAACUGACAUGGCGGUCCAGACAACAGGAUCGAGAAAACUGUGCUAUGAAAGGCAAGCAUAAAGAUGAAUGCCACAACUUCAUUAAAGUAUUUGUUCCAAGGAAUGAUGAGAUGGUUUUUGUUUGUGGUACCAAUGCAUUUAACCCCAUGUGUAGAUACUAUAGGUUGAAUACCUUAGAGUAUGAUGGGGAAGAAAUCAGUGGCCUGGCGAGAUGCCCAUUUGAUGCCAGACAAACCAAUGUUGCUCUCUUUGCUGAUGGGAAGCUGUAUUCUGCCACAGUGGCCGAUUUCUUGGCUAGUGAUGCUGUUAUUUACCGAAGCAUGGGCGAUGGAUCUGCCCUUCGCACAAUUAAAUAUGAUUCCAAGUGGAUAAAAGAGCCACACUUCCUUCAUGCCAUAGAGUACGGAAACUAUGUCUAUUUCUUCUUUCGAGAAAUUGCUGUCGAACAUAAUAAUUUAGGCAAGGCUGUGUAUUCCCGUGUGGCUCGUAUAUGUAAAAAUGACAUGGGUGGCUCCCAGCGGGUCCUGGAGAAACACUGGACUUCGUUUCUAAAGGCUCGGCUUAACUGUUCUGUCCCUGGAGAUUCGUUUUUCUACUUUGAUGUUCUGCAGUCUAUUACAGACAUAAUACAAAUCAAUGGCAUUCCCACUGUGGUCGGGGUGUUUACCACACAGCUCAACAGCAUUCCUGGUUCUGCAGUUUGCGCGUUUAGCAUGGAUGACAUUGAAAAAGUAUUUAAAGGACGGUUUAAGGAGCAGAAAACUCCAGAUUCUGUUUGGACAGCAGUCCCUGAAGACAAAGUACCAAAACCAAGGCCUGGUUGUUGUGCUAAGCAUGGUCUCGCUGAAGCUUAUAAAACUUCCAUCGAUUUUCCUGAUGAAACCCUGUCAUUUAUCAAGUCCCAUCCCCUGAUGGACUCUGCUGUUCCACCCAUUGCUGAUGAGCCCUGGUUCACAAAGACUCGAGUCAGGUAUAGAUUGACUGCCAUUGCUGUUGACCAUUCUGCUGGACCCUACCAGAACUACACAGUCAUCUUUGUUGGCUCUGAAGCUGGCAUGGUACUUAAAGUUUUGGCAAAGACCAGUCCCUUCUCUUUGAAUGACAGCGUAUUACUGGAAGAGAUUGAAGCUUAUAACCAUGCAAAGUGUAAUGCUGAGAAUGAGGAAGACAGGAAAGUCAUCUCCUUGCAGCUGGAUAAAGAUCACCAUGCUUUAUUCGUGGCAUUCUCUAGCUGUGUUAUUCGGAUCCCCCUCAGUCGAUGUGAGCACUAUGGAUCAUGUAAAAAGUCUUGUAUUGCAUCUCGUGACCCGUACUGUGGCUGGUUAAGCCAGGGAACCUGUGGCAGAGUGACCCCCGCAAUGCUACUGUUAACUGAAGACCUCUUUGCUUUCCAUAACCACAGCGCUGGAGAGUAUGAACAGGACACAGAAUAUGGCAACACGGCCCACCUGGGGGACUGCCAUGGUGUACGAUGGGAAGUCCAAUCUGGCGAGUCUAACCAGAUGGUUCACAUGAAUGUCCUCAUCACCUGUGUCUUUGCUGCUUUUGUUUUGGGUGCAUUCAUUGCAGGUGUGGCAGUAUAUUGCUAUCGUGACAUGUAUGUUCGGAAAUCCAGAAAGAUCCAUAAAGAUGCAGAAUCUGCCCAGUCGUGCACAGACUCCAGUGGAAGUUUUGCCAAACUAAAUGGGCUCUUCGACAGUCCAGUUAAGGAAUAUCAACAGAAUAUCGAUUCUCCCAAGUUGUAUAGUAACCUGCUGACCAGUCGGAAAGAGCUGCCACCCAAUGUAGACACUAAAUCUAUGGUAAUGGACCAUCGAGGGCAACCUCCAGAGCUGGCUGCCCUCCCCACACCUGAGUCUACACCGGUGCUACACCAGAAGACCAUGCCAUCCAUGAAAAGCCACUCCGACAAGACCCACAGCCAUGGAGCAUCCAGGAAAGAAGCCUCCCAGUUUUUUCCUUCUAGUCCUCCACCCCACUCCCCAUUAAGUCACGGGCAUAUCCCCAGUGCCAUUGUUCUCCCUAAUGCUACUCAUGACUACAACACGUCUUUCUCAAACUCCAAUGCUCACAAAGCUGAAAAGAAGCUUCAAAACCUUGACCAUCCCCUUACGAAGUCAUCCAGUAAAAGGGAUCACCGGCGUUCUGUGGAUUCCAGAAAUACCCUCAACGAUCUUCUAAAGCAUCUUAAUGACCCCAAUAGUAACCCCAAAGCCAUCAUGGGCGACAUCCAAAUGGCCCACCAGACCCUAAUGCUAGAUCCUGUGGGAACUAUGUCUGAGGUUCCACCCAAGGUUCCCAACCGGGAGGCAUCGCUGUACUCUCCUCCUUCAACUCUCCCUAGAAAUAGCCCAACCAAACGAGUGGACGUUCCCAACACUCCUGGAGUCCCAAUGACUUCUCUGGAAAGACAAAGGGGCUAUCACAAAAAUUCUUCACAGAGGCACUCUAUAUCUGCUAUGCCUAAAAACUCACCAAAUGGUGUUUUAUUAUCCAGACAGCCUAGUAUUAACCGUGGAGGAUACAUGCCCACCCCCACAGGAGCAAAGGUGGACUAUAUACAGGGGACACCAGUGAGUGUUCACCUGCAGCCUUCCCUCUCCAGACAAAGCAGCUACACCAGUAAUGGGACCCUUCCUAGGACGGGACUAAAGAGGACACCGUCCUUAAAACCUGAUGUGCCACCAAAGCCUUCAUUUGUUCCUCAAACCACAUCGGUCAGACCACUGAACAAAUACACAUACUAGACCUCACGUGUGCUAGUCCCAUGUGGCUUUAUCCUGUACAUGUUGUUGAGAGGAUGAUGUUGUAAGAGUACUUUAAGACAAGAGACUCACUUGUAUUUUAAGAGAACCAAGUCGCCAAAGAAACUCUUCAUAACUUUGGCAACAUCAGAACUUGCCACAUGUAGCUACCACAGCAAGGCUUCUGAGUACUUGCCUGAAAACAAAGAAAGGUGCUGGCUGUUCCAUUUCUUUUGUUUGAAGCUAAAGAGAUGGGUAGCUCUGAGAGGGGCUGCCUUACCAGUAUAAAGAGCUGAUACAGUCCUCAGAAGAAUCUGUAAGCAAAUACUUGAAAAUGGGUUUAAUUUAGACUGCCAUUCUGUGUGGUCUUCCCAUUCAAUGUGAACAUUUUAAUAUGUAUGCAUUCACCUUGCCUCUUGCACAAAUGUCAAACAAACAGACAAAAAAAGAUGGUUAUGAACUUGUAGAUUACCAAACAAUUAGCGAAAAAUUGUCUUUGACCCAAACGUUAGAUGUUUUCUUUUUAUCCCCAUGAGUGGCAUUUUUUAAAAAAUUUCAUGCCACCAACAAACUAUGUUGCGAGUAUGUGUGUGUGUGUGUGUGUGUUCUGAACCCACUAGGACUUACAUAGGUGUCCAUCCCAUCUUUUUGUGCUAUGGAGUUAUUUGCAUUAAGCAUGACUGAACAAGAGACAGUAACUUCGACCCACAGCAGUCCGUUGGGUUCCGUUUUGAGAAUGAAAUAAAAUUGAGGUUCAUUAGAUGAUCAAAAUGAUGAACUUAACAUAUAUGGUACCCAGUGCUGGAAUGUAAGAGUUCUCAGUAAAUUUGUGCUGCUAUUCAUGAAACCUUCAGUUACAGUCUUGUCAGCUUAGGGAGAUAAAGAUGUUAAGAGGUAUCUUUGAUUUAUCCAUCAGUAUUCAGUACUAAAAUUUACCUCUCUACUG
Molecule: messenger RNA, 3997 nt
Organism: Chrysochloris asiatica (Cape golden mole)
Lineage: Eukaryota; Metazoa; Chordata; Mammalia; Afrosoricida; Chrysochloridae
Gene: SEMA6D
Product: sema domain, transmembrane domain (TM), and cytoplasmic domain, (semaphorin) 6D
Exons: 16
Coding region: 25-3054 (1009 amino acids)
Biological process (GO): negative regulation of axon extension involved in axon guidance; neural crest cell migration; negative chemotaxis
Molecular function (GO): chemorepellent activity; semaphorin receptor binding
Source: RefSeq, a predicted model, not a curated record